Manis javanica (Malayan pangolin) is the source of this 3982-nucleotide messenger RNA. It is a transcript of the gene MCL1, whose product is annotated as MCL1 apoptosis regulator, BCL2 family member. Gene Ontology annotation, biological process: mitochondrial fusion; release of cytochrome c from mitochondria; extrinsic apoptotic signaling pathway in absence of ligand. Gene Ontology annotation, molecular function: channel activity; BH domain binding. The record is from RefSeq and is a predicted model, not a curated record. Gene Ontology annotation, cellular component: mitochondrial outer membrane. NCBI's taxonomy places the organism in Eukaryota, Metazoa, Chordata, Mammalia, Pholidota, Manidae.
AGGGCCUCGCUCACUUCUUACUUCCGCUUCCUUCAAGUAAAGAGGUGGAACCUCCCCCACCUUUUUCACCUAGAAGGCGGCGGCGGCGGCUCCAGCGACUCCAGCUUGCGAUGUUUGGCCUCAAAAGAAACGCAGUAAUUGGACUCAACCUCUACUGUGGGGGGGCCGGAUUGGGGACCGGCAGCGGCGGCGCCUCGCCUUCGGGAGGGCGGCUUCUGACUGCGGGGAAGGAGGCCGCAGCUAGGCGGGAGGCAGGGGGAGAGGAAGCCGGUGCGGUGAUUGGCGGAAGCACCGGCGCGAGUCCCCCGGCCGCGAUCGCGCCAGAUGCCCGGAGGGUCGCGCGGCCCUCGCCCAUUGGCGCCGAGAGCCCCGACGUCACUACGACCCCCGCGAGGCUGCUGUUCUUCGCGCCCACCCGCCACAUGUCGCCGCCUGAAGAAAUGGAAGCCCCAGCUGCCGACGCCAUCAUGUCGCCCGAAGAGGAGCUGGACGGGUACGAGCCGGAGUCUCUCGGGAAGCGGCCGGCUGUUUUGCCCUUGCUGGAGUUGGUCGGGGAGCCUAGUAAUGGCUCCGGCACUGACGGCUCACUACCCUCGACACCCCCAGCAGAGGAGGAGGAGGACGAAUUGUACCGGCAGUCGCUGGAGAUUAUCUCUCGGUAUCUUCAGGAGCAGGCUACCGGCGCCAAGGACGUGAAGCCAAUGGGCGUGUGUGGGGCCGCCAGCCGGAAGGCGUUAGAGACCCUACGAAGGGUCGGGGAUGGUGUGCAGCGCAACCACGAGACGGCCUUCCAAGGCAUGCUUCGUAAACUGGACAUCAAGAACGAAGACGAUGUCAAAUCUUUGUCUCGAGUGAUGGUCCAUGUUUUCAGUGACGGCGUAACAAACUGGGGCAGGAUUGUGACUCUCAUUUCUUUUGGUGCCAUUGUGGCCAAACACUUGAAAAGUAUAAACCAAGAAAGCUGCAUCGUACCAUUAGCAGAAAGCAUCACAGAUGUUCUCGUAAGGACAAAACGAGACUGGCUAGUCAAACAAAGAGGCUGGGAUGGUUUUGUGGAAUUCUUCCGUGUAGAGGACCUAGAAGGUGGCAUCAGAAAUGUGCUGUUGGCAUUUGCAGGUGUUGCUGGAGUAGGAGCUGGUUUGGCAUAUCUAAUAAGAUAGCCUUUUAAGUGCAAUAAUUGGACUCUUAACCAACUCCAGCCACCAAAACCACAUUGUCUGCUAUGUUAUCAGAUGUAUUUAUGAAGUUGGACCUCAAGCUGUCCAGGCUGUAACCUCCAAGAGUUAUGCUCUAGCAACUAGAAAAGCAAGUGGCGAGAGGAUUAUGGCUAACAAAAAUAAAUACAUGGGAAAAGUAGUCCCCCUUGAAGAGACGUGCUGUCUGAAAGAAGCAAGGUUCAGUUUCAGCAACAAGCAAACUUUGGGAGGCCCUGGAGGAGGACUUUUAGAUUUAGUAAAGAUAGAGUGGGCAGACUGAAUUUUCCUUGCCUAGAACAGGAGAGUGGCCAGUAGCCAGGCUAGUUAUAGAGUUCAUUAAAUAUACCCACUGAAUUUCAUGACUUCUCUAGUGUUAAAAAAGAAGCACUAAUAGUGCCAGUAAUCUGUGUAAGAGGGGUUUAAGCUACAGGUAAUAGAACUAUGACUAGAAGCCUCAGUACUGUUCAACAGUGUGAAGGGAAAGCUGUUUGCUCUCUAAUAAGCUUUCCCAGGUAUACUUCUUGAAGAAUAUAAAGUGUAAGUGCUCAGGACUUUCAUACCUGUUCUACUUUGGCUUAUUUUGACUGUUAGUUUAAUAGCCUAAUAAAGACCAAGAAUACUUGACUUAAAGGCUCAAUAAUUAGUUGCAAAUAUGGAAUAUCCUCAAUUUUUAAAACACAACUUGUAUUUGUCUGUAAAAAUUGUAUAUAUUUUUACAGAAAGUAUUUCUUUGAAAUGUAAAGGAGAAAGAGUCUGGAAUUCACAGUAGUUUUUCAUGCCCUUUUGAAAUUUACAACUUCGGUAGUUAGGAACCUGUUUCUUAACAGCUUUACUAAACUUUGUCCUGGUCAGUUCUAGAUUGUCUACAGAACCAAGUGAUGUAAUUGUAAGCAACCUGGUUAUAAUGGAACAAUUCUGAGUCAACUAUGCAGGCUUUAAUUUUCCUGUCUGAUUUUCGUAAGUAUUCCUUAGAUAGUUUUUUUUUUUUUAAGUCUGGGACUGGGAGAUUGUGAAAUUGAGGAAUGGAGAGUAAUCCUUUCACAUAGUUAACUCGUAGAUUUUCAAUAAUUGAGUCAAGGUGGCUUUUUUUUCCUGCUUUUGUUUUUGAGACAGGGUGGGGCAUGUGGGCUGAGGAUUUAAAAAUAAUGGACUCUGGGCAACUAAUUUGGGUUCCUUCCAUUUGACCUUAUUUAACUGGUGAAAUUUAAACUGAGUUCAUGAGCUCAUCUUCAAAGCUUUUUGGUUUUCAGCUGUUCCAAAUGGGACUUACAAGAAGUAUGUGCAUAAAAAGAUCACAUCAGGUGGAUGAGAGGCAUUUGGUCCCUUGUUUGCUUAAUACAUUGUAAAAUGAUGACUUGGAAAAGCAGACUCUAGUCUAACCAUGGUGCUAUAUUUAGGCUUGCUUGUUAAACACAGGUCUAAGCCUAUUACUUCAAUAAAGCAAAUACUUACUGUUUUGUUUCUAUAAAUGGUUCCUAAACUUUCAGAUUUUUACAUUGGCAUCUCUUUGAAUUUCAGAUUUGAUACUGUAUUGAAUCUGUGUUUAUGUCAUAUCCUUCCUUGAAAUAUUUGCUGGCUGUUCUGCACCCUUUAUAGAUAUUUAUAUCCAUUCCUACUUCUUUAACCCUACCAUCCCUAAACUCUUACUAGCUCUUUCAUUUUUUGGCACUAUGGACCCCAUCUGGGAACGUUGAUAACCCCCCUAGGAGUCCACAGGCCUUCAUCCUUAAUGAAUUUUAUCCUUGGGAGGUGGUAGUACAAUGGGUGCUGUGACAGAGUCAUUUGGUGCGAGGAGUCCCUUUUCUUUGGACUGGUACCCUUUCAGUUGUUGCUUUAUCCUGUCUGGGCUGGGAAUUUUCAGAGAGAGCAACAUUUUAUGUGACUUUCUCUAGGUUCCUCUGCAUUUGAAUUACACUCACUUAAAAGAAGUGUGGACUCUGUUAAACCUGAAAGGGUUACAUAAAACUGGUAAACUGAAGAGAGCUGUAAUGGAAAUAGGGUCAUUUGAAAACUUCUGCCUCAGAAUGUGACCUUGGACUCCGGAUAAAAAUAGGCAUGAAUAAAAUGACUAAGAAUGUAAUGGGGAAGAAUUUGCCCUGUGUGCCCAUCUCCGAGCAUAAGGUCAUAUAGAGCCAUUUUUACCUAUGUAUUUAUCUUCUUGAUAAUGAACCACUUAUUUAUGUCAUGUCUAUCUCUAAGGACCUAAAAGCACUUUAUGUAGUUUUAAAUUAAUCUUAAGAUCUGGUGGAGAUGACUAAAAGACUCCCUAUAUCCAGUUGUGGAAAUAAGUGCAUAGAUGUAAAUUGGUGGGAUUUGGGGGCUCCACUUCCCAAUUUACUAGGUGUGACUGCUGCAAUGUAGAUGAAGAUCUUAAUUGAUACUUUGGGUCAAAGGCUGUGAGGGCUUAGGGAGCCCAAGUGCUUGAGGAAGGGUGGGUGGUUUUAUAGGGAGAGGAGGCACAUGUACCAACUGCUGGCAGACUGCAUAGUUCAGGGCAAAUCCUCCAAAAUGGAAAGGGAAGGGCUGCUUGGAAAGCUGGUUCUCUCAGCAACUUCUGUCUUAAAGCUUCUCUCAGGGAGAAACAUGCAAUCACUCUAGUGUCGUCCAUGUACAUUCUGUGGAGUGGGGGGAGGGUAAACACCUUGGUUCCUGUUAAACAGCAAAUGCUGUUGACAGCUGUGCCAGGAAGAGUUAGGACCAACUAUAAUGUGGGCUGUAAAAUGUAGUGUAUUUCCCUAACUUCCUGUUUUUUCUGAGAAGAAAAUAAAUCUUUUAUUCAAAUACAA